Molecule: messenger RNA, 1199 nt
Organism: Aspergillus calidoustus
Lineage: Eukaryota; Fungi; Ascomycota; Eurotiomycetes; Eurotiales; Aspergillaceae
Source: the annotation of a GenBank genome assembly
CGGGUUCCGUAAGGGACUCGAAGCUUGGCAGAUUCAGGGUCUUGUGCUAAAGAAGCACAGCCGGAGGCUGAAGCCAAAGGGAAUACGGAUACCAAAGCCAGGGUCCACGGACAGCGCGUUGCACGGUUCACCAGAUGUAACCAAGUCACCAACAAUUCAUCAUCUGCGCAAGUAACCACCCUUCCGUCGGACAAACAGACGCGAGUCAUUCUUCCGCAGCGUUCCUCGGGUGCAACGAAUUCGAACGAGGCUCAGCGAGAACGUGGGCUCGAAUGACAUCACAUGCUACUGCGGUUCCCCCCAAUCGCUUUUCUUUCCUCAUCAUCCAUUGAUCGAUUCGCUAAGAUAUUCAUAAAGGCGAUGAUGAUCUCUGCUAUUCCUCGUCCUCCAUGACGGAAUCUCCUGGCAAUCUGCCCUGGCCCAGUUUUUAUCCCCACCGUUCCAGCUCUCGCUCAUGAUCAUCUCUGUCAUCUCCCCUGGCAUUCCGACGAACCCCCUUCACCACCAUUUAUCUUUCUUCGAUAUCGUUGAACGUCUCUCAAUUGCUACAAGUCUAUAGCAAUGAUCUGACGGCUUAAGACGCAUUAUGGCAUUAAGCACCGUUUCAGUCGGGGUUGCCCUCACUCCGACCGUCGUUUCGACUUUCUUCUCUCAUUAUGUAAAUCGCAAGACCCUACACAACAAGCCAAACGUUCAUCUCUCCUACGAUCAAGGAAUCUCGGUCAUCCGUGAAUUCAUCAACUAUAGCUCCAAGCGCCCGAUUGAGUAUAUCCAGGAGUUCACUGGACAGCGCGUACCUGCUCCGCACUGGGUAAAAGUUACGCGCUUGACCAUCUCGAAGGAAUACUUAUCGCGAGCUGCAGAUGCACUUAUCACACAACUGGGCCCUGACGGGGUUGCGCGAGUCGGAGGGAAGGAGUGGUGGCAGUGGCGUGGCCCGGCCGGCGAUACAGAAUUGAGAGGAGAGUGGAUUGAAAUGAAAAGUGAUUACAAUGAGAGGAAGCGUGUCGGAAAGGAUCACCCUAGUCAGAGGCGCAUCAUGUUGUAUAUCCAUGGUGGUGCAUACUACUUUGGAAGUGUCGAAACCCAUCGAUACCAGUUGCAGCGGCAUGCGAGAAAGUUGAAGGGAAGGGUUUUUGCUCGUGAGUCUGAUUCUUGAAAACGUCUGAUGAAGCUAACAUUGCGAAGCUGAAUAUCGC